UUCCAGCUCGGUUUACAGAUAGACCAAAGAACAGAUCAACCGAACCUACAGCUAGCUACUAACACCAUGAAGGCGGUGCUCGUUGCCCUCGCCCUCGUAGCUCUCGCCGUGAGCGCGACCUCCACGCACACGUGCGGCCAGGCGCAGGCGCCGCCGCCGCUGCACCAGUGCCCGUGCCAGCAGCAGCAGCCGCAGCAGACGACCUACCCGCAGCUGCCGAUGCUGACCCAGUGCGGCGAGCUGCUGAGGCAGCAGUGCAGCCCGAUGGCGACGCCCUACUGCACGCCGCAGUGCCAGAUGCUGCGGCAGCAGUGCUGCCUGCAGCUCAGGCAGGUGGACCCGCAGCACCAGUACCACGCCGUCUACUCCAUGGUCCUCCAGAUGGUGCAGCAGCAGCCGCCGUACGGCGGGAUCCAUGGUCCUCAGGGCCAGGCGGCGAUGGUGGCGGCGCAGGUUGCGCAGCAGCUGACGGCGGCCUGUGGCAUGCACCAGCAGCCUCCCUGCGGCGCCGCCGCCGGCGGUGUGCCUUAAAUGAGCUAAUGUAAGAUGUGGCCGCUGGCUAGCUAGCUAGCUAUGGGGGAAUAAAGUGUCAUUAUGCAUCACCAUGUGUGAGGCAAUGACAUGAAUAAUUGGGAAUAUAUAUAUAUAAUUCCUUACAACAUG
Molecule: messenger RNA, 663 nt
Organism: Panicum virgatum (switchgrass)
Lineage: Eukaryota; Viridiplantae; Streptophyta; Magnoliopsida; Poales; Poaceae
Product: 16 kDa gamma-zein-like
Exons: 1
Coding region: 67-531 (154 amino acids)
Molecular function (GO): nutrient reservoir activity
Source: RefSeq, a predicted model, not a curated record